UUAAAGUGUUACAGUCUCUUAUUAGAUGGCAUCUAUAUAUCUUAAUUUCGCGUUCUAGUUUAGUUCAUAUUCAUUUCGGGCUCAAAAAGAAACAUUUAAGCAAAAUGCCUCAAAGGAAUUUUAUGGUGAUGGCCGUCGUCCUAGUCGUAUUUCUCGCAUCGCGUGUUCACGGAUUUAUUUUGGACACAAACUUGGAUCCUUGCCAGUACGAGAGCACCGCCAUCUAUUGUUAUAACCAAAACCUUACUUCAAUCCCUGUUUUCAACUUGACACGCUAUGCAAAUGUCUGCAUUACUUUAAUUAACUUGAGUUCCAACAAACUAACCAGUAUUGAAAACGAUGCCUUUUUGCAGUUGCGUUACCUGAAUUGUUCGUAUACUAUACAGCUUGGCAAGAACAAUAUGUCUCAAAUUAAUGAAUACGCUUUUCGCGGAAUUGAACCUCAUAUUGACAGUUUAAUGCUAAGUUCAAAUAGUCUUCGUUCGCUACCAGAGGCUGUAGGUUCGAUUAUUAAUCUUAAAACGUUAUUUCUCCAACGGAACCCAAUCAUGUCAUUGAAUCCGUCAGUCAUGGCUAAAAUUGGAAAUUCUUUAAUAACCUUUUUUGUCGGAAUGGCCUCCUUUCAGCAGUGGCCGAGAGAACUUCGUUUCUUAAAUGAACUUUAUCAACUUGGGCUAAAUGAUAUACCAUUUCAGAGUUGGGAUUCAGAUGCAUUUCAUGGACUGACACAUGUUGGUUGGUUGGAAAUAACAAGCUCUAAUUUAACAAAAAUCCCAAAUGCGGUAUGUGCUCUUUCCGCCCUUUAUUCAAUACACAUACGCAACAAUUACUUUCUAAAUGAAAGCAAAUCAGACGUCUUUGAACCAUGCAGUCCUAUAACCGGAACGCCAAGGCUUGGAAUUGUAACUUAUACAGACAAUCGUGUUGAUUAUUUUCCAAACAUUUUUACAAUGUUUCCAUCUGUAAAUACCGUGUAUAUGUCUCACAACGAUAUGCGGUUUAUGAAUGCAAAUAAAUUUGAAGAUAAUUUUAUUGUUGAGACGCUUUCUUUACAUUCGAACCAAUUUAGACGAAUUCCCAGUGGCUUUAAUAUUUUUAGAAAUCUUAAGCAAUUGGACCUUGGUUCUAAUUUUAUAGAAAACAUUGAGGACAAUGAUCUUAUUGGAUUACGCAGCUUAACAAGCAUUCAGCUAGCAUACAAUCCAAUCCAGUUCAUCGAGAAAAGGGCAUUUCAAAACAACAUGCAACUCAAUUCAGUAGACUUGUCCCAUACGUUUUUGACGACCGUACCUGCCGCUGUCACCAUCUUACCGGCUCUGAAAACUUUAGGUCUAGAAGCCAAUAACAUCGAAUGCACGUGCGACCUGGCCAGUCUGAAGACUUGGAAUGUGUAUUCCAUGCAAAUAAACGGACUAUGUUACCUAACAAAUGAACCGAUUGAGACGUUUAUCAAGACCUACAUUGACGCGGGUAAGCGCUAACCCGUGCAAAAACGAUGGCAUUACGUGACCGAUUCUGAAGAUAACAUUUGGACACGCAUCCGCGUAAUUUGUGUUUAAAUCUUAAUUUGUUUAGAUGUUUGUGUUAACUUUUGCAAAUAAGAAUGGUAGAUAUAAAAGGCAACAUCGAAACUACAUGUAUUGCAGUAUUUACAAAGGAUUAUUGUUUUGUGUUUUGUUUGGCCACACUAAAUUGUCAUUGUUAUAAUUGCAUGCUUGGAAUAACUGAUAUGAAAUUGGUUUGUUAAUCUCUUUGAUUCUCAUUUAUUGGAAGAUGGGAAAUGAUUUAGAAUAAAAUUAAAAUGUAAUUCAUUUAUAGAUAUCCAUAAUACGGUAAAGUAUUAAGGCAUGUAUGAUGCACCGAUAGAUUGAGUUCUACUUUCUGUGUCUCAUUUCUUUCUAUAAACAAAUUGCUGUUUGGUUUUAAAUUGGUGCUCUUGUCAUUUUGAAUGCGCAUUGUGAUAUUUUGAUCUAAGCAUAAUUGUGUAUUGGGGUAAUUAUUAUUUAAGGUUAAACAAAUCUGUGUAC
Dreissena polymorpha is the source of this 2027-nucleotide messenger RNA. Its product is annotated as leucine-rich repeat protein soc-2-like. Bases 105 to 1481 code for a protein of 458 amino acids. The transcript is spliced from 2 exons. Lineage: Eukaryota; Metazoa; Mollusca; Bivalvia; Myida; Dreissenidae. Gene Ontology annotation, molecular function: protein binding. The record is from RefSeq and is a predicted model, not a curated record.